AUGAAGACGGCCAUCGAAAAAUGGAGUUUUGCGCCAAAGAAACGGCCAAGGAUCAACUCCAGUACCGAUCACAAUUGUACAGUACUCUACGGGCAGAAGAGGAACGCUCUCGAGCGCGGCGAUGAACUGACUGAGAAAAGACCAGAUACAGGGCUGCGAUAG
Messenger RNA from Plenodomus lingam JN3, 162 nucleotides. NCBI's taxonomy places the organism in Eukaryota, Fungi, Ascomycota, Dothideomycetes, Pleosporales, Leptosphaeriaceae. The record is from RefSeq and is a predicted model, not a curated record.